Messenger RNA from Vicia faba (fava bean), 3276 nucleotides. Lineage: Eukaryota; Viridiplantae; Streptophyta; Magnoliopsida; Fabales; Fabaceae. The record is from the annotation of a GenBank genome assembly.
AUGUCUUCCGACGGUGGCAAAAAUUUCGCUCGUAGAGACCGUCUCCGCGAAAUCGAGGUAAAGGUCCAACAAUGGUGGGAAGAGAAACAGGUAUUCAAAUCUGAGCCUGGUGAUAAACCACCGGAGCCAGGUCAAAAAUUCUUCGGAAAUUUCCCUUUUCCUUACAUGAAUGGUUAUUUACAUCUAGGCCACGCUUUUUCUCUUUCGAAACUCGAAUUCGCCGCCGCGUUUCACCGUCUUCGCGGCGCGAAUGUGUUGUUGCCUUUCGCUUUUCAUUGUACUGGUAUGCCGAUUAAAGCUUCGGCUGAUAAGCUGGCUAGAGAGAUUCAACAGUUUGGUAAUCCGCCGGUUUUUCCGGAGGAAGUUGUUGAGGAACUGGAGAGUGUUGUUAUUGUUGAUGAAAAUGAAAAUGAAAAUGGUGCUCCUGCUAAGUUUAAAGGGAAGAAAUCUAAGGUUGCAGCGAAAUCCAGUGGACAGGCUUAUCAAUGGGAGAUUUUGAGGAGUGUUGGGAUAUCUGAUGCUGAGAUUUCGGAGUUUCAGGAUCCUUAUAAGUGGUUAUCUUAUUUUCCGCCGUUGGCUAUUGAGGAUCUCAAGGCUUUUGGUUUGGGUUGUGAUUGGAGGAGGUCGUUUAUUACGACGGAUACAAAUCCUUACUUUGAUUCUUUUGUUAGGUGGCAGAUGAGGAAAUUGAAGUCGUUAGGGAAGGUUGUUAAGGAUGUUAGGUAUACGAUUUUUUCGCCUUUGGAUGGACAGCCGUGUGCGGAUCAUGAUAGGGCUAGCGGUGAAGGUGUUCAGCCUCAAGAGUAUACUAUUAUUAAGAUGGAGUUGGUAGCGCCUUUUCCUGAGAAGUUUAAGGUUUUGGAAGGGAAGAAAGUUUUUCUUGCUGCGGCGACGUUGAGACCUGAGACUAUGUAUGGUCAAACAAAUGCAUGGGUGUUGCCUGAUGGGAAAUAUGGUGCAUUUGAAAUUAAUGAAACAGAGGUUUUUGUUACAGCACGGAGGGCGGCUCUUAAUCUUGCUUACCAGAAUCAUUCUAGGGUACCUCAGGAACCAACUUGCUUGCUUGAGCUUACGGGUCAUGAUUUGAUUGGACUUCCAUUGAAAUCUCCUCUUUCAUUUAAUGAAAUUAUAUAUGCACUUCCUAUGUUGUCUAUUUUGAUGGAUAAAGGUACCGGAGUGGUGACCAGUGUACCUAGUGAUGCUCCUGAUGACUACAUGGCAUUGCAUGAUUUGAAAUCAAAACCGGCAUUUAGGGCAAAGUACGGUGUGAAAGAUGAGUGGGUGAUGCCAUUUGAGAUUGUGCCUAUCAUUGAUGUUCCUCCGUUUGGAAAUAAGUCCGCUGAGACAGUUUGCUUGCAGAUGAAAAUUAAAAGUCAGAAUGAGAAAGACAAGCUUGCAGAAGCCAAGAAGCAAACAUACUUGAAAGGAUUCACUGACGGAACUAUGAUUGUUGGAGAAUUUUCCGGGAAGAAAGUUCAGGAAGUUAAGCCCUUGAUUAGGAGCAAGCUUUUGGAAACAGGUCAAGCUAUUAUAUACAGUGAGCCAGAGAAGCGAGUGAUGUCACGAUCUGGUGAUGAAUGUGUUGUAGCUCUGACAGAUCAGUGGUAUAUUACAUACGGGGAAUCGGAAUGGAAGAAGUUAGCUGAUGAAUGCCUGUCUAACAUGAGUCUGUAUUCGGAGGAGACGCGGCAUGGAUUUGAGCAUACUUUAGGCUGGUUGAACCAGUGGGCUUGCUCACGAUCAUUUGGUCUUGGGACACGCAUACCAUGGGAUGAACAGUUCCUAGUUGAGUCUUUAUCGGAUUCUACCAUUUACAUGGCUUAUUACACUAUUGCACAUUAUUUGCAGGAUGGGGACAUGUAUGGAACCGGUGAAUCAUCUAUCAAACCUCAACAACUGACUGAUGAUGUCUGGGAUUAUAUUUUCUAUGAUGGAGCUCUCCCUAAGGCCACCGAUAUUUCAUCAUCCGUUUUAGAAAGAAUGAAGCUCGAGUUUGAGUACUGGUAUCCAUUUGAUCUUCGGGUUUCUGGUAAAGAUCUUAUCCAAAAUCACCUUACUUUUUGCAUUUACAACCAUACUGCAAUUUUUCCCAAACAUCACUGGCCUCGUGGGUUUAGAUGCAAUGGCCACAUAAUGCUCAAUUCUGAGAAAAUGUCCAAGUCCACUGGAAAUUUCAGAACUAUUCGUCAGGCAAUUGAGGAGUUUUCUGCUGAUGCUACACGGUUCUCUUUGGCUGAUGCUGGUGAUGGUGUUGAUGAUGCAAAUUUUGUCUUUGAGACAGCAAAUUCGGCAAUUCUAAAGCUCACCAAAGAGCUUGCAUGGUAUGAAUCAGUUUUGCCUGCAGAAUCUUCUAUGAGAACUGGUCCGCCGUCUAUUUACGCUGAUCGUGUUUUUGCUAAUGACAUUAACAUUGCUGUCAGAACAACUGAGCAAAACUACUCCAACUAUAUGUUUCGAGAUGCCCUCAAGACUGGCUUUCAUGAUCUUCAGGCUGCUAAGGAUGAGUACAUAUUGUCAUGUGGGGUUGGCGGUUUAAAUCGUGAUUUGGUGUGGCGUUUUAUGGAUGUGCAGACACGCCUUCUAGUACCUAUCUGUCCACAUUAUGCAGAGUUUAUUUGGAGAGAGAUUUUGAAGAAGGAUGGUUUUGUGGUGAAGGCAGGUUGGCCAACAGCGGAUGCUCCUGACCUUACACUAAAGAGUGCCAACAAAUAUCUACAGGAUUCUAUUGUGCUGAUAAGGAAGUUGCUUCAGAAGCAACUUUCAGGCUCAAAGAAAGGAAAUAAGAAAUCUGCUCCAGUUGUAAUGCCGGGACAAACCAAGGUAAAAUGCUUGAUAUAUGUGAAUGAGCAAUAUGACGGUUGGGAAGCUGAGUGCCUUAGUAUUCUCCAAAAUAGCUUUAACAAAGAUACUCGUACUUUUCCUCCGGAUUCAGAAAUAAAGGAGGCUUUACAACAGAGUUCUGUAGGUCAAUCUACUGAAUUUAGACGUAUUCAGAAGUUAUGUAUGCCUUUCUUGAAGUUUAAGAAGGAAAAAGCAAUUGAAAUUGGGGCACAAGCCCUGGAUUUGAGAUUGCCAUUUGGUGAAGUUGAUGUUCUUAGGGAAAACUUAGACUUGAUUAAGAGAAAGGUAAGUUCAAAAGAUGUGCUUGUGGAAGAUGUGGACAUUGCAUUUGCAGCAGAUCCUGAUUCUGUAGCUAAAGCUGGAUCUCUUGUAACUAUACUAAAGGAAAAUCCUCCGUCCCCUGGAAAACCUACUCCCAUCUUCUUUCCUCAAUAA